CGAAGGAGAUGCAGCACAUUCAACGAUUGAGCAACAAAUAAAAAGAAUACUUAAAUCUGGACCCAUUUAUGUGCCUUCCCAGUACGUAACCGACAUCAGAAGUGCAAAAAAACAUGGCACACCAUUCAAAGUAAACGAAAUGGCUUAUAACGAUUUCAUUGACAUCAAACAACUGCCCGUUCCUAGACUAAACAAAAGCGUUGAAAGUGAACUUGUAAAGGUGUCUGAUAUAAAAGUCAUCAAAGUGGUGAAAGUUGAAGAUGAUAAGGUAAAAUUUUGUUACAAAACAUCCUACGUUGAUGAUUUCAAAAAACUUAACCUGGGAUCUAAAAGAGCCAGUGCAAGGAACCAGAGGACUGAAGAAUUGCAACAUCUGUAUAACCAAAAGUUAGAUUUAUCCGAAAGAAAGAAGAGUGACGUGAAAAGCCUUUUAGAUGCUGGUUUGAUACCCAACUUUUACAAUUCCUACUUUGACAGAGUUUUGAACUAGGUGGGUAGUGUCCACCCUUUAAAAAAAAUGUAGUUGAUUAAUUAUUGUUUGUAAGAAGAGGUUUUUGAUAGUUUUUUUUUGUGAUCUAUUUUACGGAUUUUUGUGCGAAAAUGUUUUUAAGUUACUGUUACUUUAUUAAUAUUUUUCUCGGUUCUAGAACUUGAUGCUUAAAAACCGAAUUGCUAAAAGACGACAGGUUCUUACAUAAUUCAGUUUUAAAUUCAGUUUUACAAGAUUUUAUAGGAUGUACCUACAUGAUGUUGAUACAAUAUUUUUUAUAAUUACUUACGGUUUUUUGUGAAAAACAAUAUUUUUAAGUUAAGUACCUACUGUGAGUUAUAAUAAAUAAU
Molecule: messenger RNA, 840 nt
Organism: Bombyx mandarina (wild silkworm)
Lineage: Eukaryota; Metazoa; Arthropoda; Insecta; Lepidoptera; Bombycidae
Source: RefSeq, a predicted model, not a curated record